UUCCAACUCAUUUCAUUUUGAGUUGCUCCCUAAGCUGUUCAGUUUAUUAAUUUGUUUACGUUUUUAAUACCAGAACUUCGGAGUAUAAGUAAUUUCGCUUUUAGUUAGUAAGCGGAUUGAAAAUAAAAGGUUAAGUUGUUACAAGUGCCACACCUAGGUUGAUACAGCAAUUGUCUAAUGCUUUUAAAUUAGUUGUUUAAAAUUUAAAUAGGGAAAAUGGUUGUUUUGGAGUCGUGCUGGUCGCCAAUCAUUUGGUCCAACUCUGUAAAGACUGGAAGUUAUGCUGUUGCAGUAUACACCGCGGCUUUAUCGGUGGUACUAAUCACAUUGAUUUCUUACAUGCUGACCGGAGGAGAAUCAGCUCAACUUUAUUCUCCACUUUUUGAAAGCGAUAUAAGAUAUUCAAUGCCUGUUUAUGGCAGUAUAUUUAUAUUCUACUUUCUACUAUUAAUUGCCGCAUCGUACAUGGUGUAUUAUGGUAUAAGGAUAAGCACCAGAGGUUGGCUCUUACCUUGGCUCAUUUUAGCAGGUAUUGGAAUUUUAUUUCAAUUUGUAUGGGGGCUGUGGCUCAUUGGUGGCUACUAUAUUUACCUCGAACAAACGUUCUCCGCUCUAUUGAACUUCUGUUGGACGGCAUACAAUGUUUACUGCUGGUUGUGCGUAUUCUCGCAGUACCAAAUAUUUUUGGAAAUGCAAAAUCCUAAUAUUGUUCUCUUGGAGCCGUUUUGAGUAACAGUACAAUCCAGACCCAGGUUCGGCGCUGGUUUCCAGUUCAAGUGUCAGCCGCAUUUGACAUUAACUAUUUAAGUUCGCACAAAGAUUUGGCCUUAAAUCAUGUGUAAUUUUAAAGAUCCACGAAUGUUUUUUUUUUUUUUAACGAAGAGGAGAAUUGUAUAUGAAAUUAAGGCUGAGUCCAAGUUGCAACAAUGCAAAGCUUCAGCCUCAUUUAUUUCUAAACUAUAAUGGAUGGAAAUGCCCUAUUUGCUCAACUGAGUUCCAAUUCGGCAUUAAGGGCCAGUUUUCCGGGCACGGUUGUGGUUUAAACUUAGUUUAAAUGCUCGAUAUGGUUCGUUUAAACUAAGAUUAGCCAAACAAAUACCAGCCAGCUUUUCAAUAUAAACACAGUUUUGUAAUCUAAGUUUAAACUGGUCCUUAAACGUAGUUGCGCUUAUUGGACAUCUCCAUCAGUUGUUGAUUAGAUAUAAAAGAGGCUGAUACUUUGCAUUGAUGCACUUGGAACUCAGCCAUACAGUGCCGGCAAAUGAUUGGAAUCAGUACACAAAUAUUCGUUCCCACGACAGUCGGGUAUACGUAACCGAAACGACCCAAAUUUAUAUCUGCCCAAGGACUGUCACUAGAGCAUUACUCCCCAAAAACUAUGGAGAGGGUUUGUAUGCUGUUACAACAAGUACUCGGAUAUUUAUAUUUUCAAGUUAAUCAGAUUUGUUUGUUUAUUUUUUAUGAGUAAUUUUUGGGGAAAAAAACCUUCAAUUUUUAACCGACUUCCAAAAAAGGAGGAGGUUAUUAGUUCGUCGGAAUAUUUUUUUUUUUCAUAUAAAAAUUUAAGGGAACCGUUUAUUUCUUCAUGGUCCAAUGCAGGGUUGUUGCGAAUAUUAUUCCGAAAUAAAAGUCCUUUCCGGAUAAUAAACAAACUGCUUAUCCAAAUUAAACAAGUUUGGUAUCAAAUGAGAGAGGAUUUAAAUAGCUACCAAACUGAAAUGUCUAAACGAGGAAAGCCACAUAUUGAAAAAUAUUUCAAUAAAAAUUGUUAACUAAUUACCAUGGAGCACACCUUUAAUCAGGUAUUAGUAUUACAUUAUAAAAAAAUAAUAAAAAAUUAGUAUUACAUUAUAAAAAAAUAUAAAUAGAGGCUGUUCGUUAUUUCUGUUUAAAAGCUAUUUCAACCCUCUUUCAUAUGAUAACAAAUUUCUUUAAUUUGGACAGGCGGUUUGUUUAUUACCCGGGAAGGAUUUUUAUUUCGGAAUAAUAUUCGCAACAACCCUGGUCUAAUGAUCGAAUCUAAACCAAGUUAAUAUGGGAUGCCUUCUGAGGUACCACCUUUCCUUAAAACAAAGAAUUAUAGAGAUCGGUUAACGCGGUCUAAAGUUAAGCGGUAAAAUACAUAAAAAAAAAA
Messenger RNA from Rhagoletis zephyria (snowberry fruit fly), 2134 nucleotides. It is a transcript of the gene pasi1, whose product is annotated as septate junction component pasiflora 1. NCBI's taxonomy places the organism in Eukaryota, Metazoa, Arthropoda, Insecta, Diptera, Tephritidae. The record is from RefSeq and is a predicted model, not a curated record. Gene Ontology annotation, biological process: regulation of tube length, open tracheal system; establishment of glial blood-brain barrier; septate junction assembly. Gene Ontology annotation, cellular component: plasma membrane.